This is a messenger RNA of Verticillium dahliae VdLs.17, 1410 nucleotides long. Its product is annotated as farnesyltransferase subunit beta. The coding region runs from base 1 to 1410 and encodes 469 amino acids. Gene Ontology annotation, molecular function: protein farnesyltransferase activity. Gene Ontology annotation, cellular component: protein farnesyltransferase complex. The transcript has 4 exons. NCBI's taxonomy places the organism in Eukaryota, Fungi, Ascomycota, Sordariomycetes, Glomerellales, Plectosphaerellaceae. The record is from RefSeq and is a predicted model, not a curated record. Gene Ontology annotation, biological process: protein farnesylation.
AUGGCUGCCGCUUCUACGCCAGCAGACACGGGGCGACCCGCCGAGAGCGAAGCCAAAGUGGUGAAUGAGACAGACGAUGGCUUCGUCGAUAUCUCGGCAUCCGAGCCCGACGAACAGGACCUCCUGGCAUCGCAGAUGGACAGGCAGAGCUUCUCGCCCGUGCCCGCAAUCUUCACAUCCCCGCCGCCCAUCAAGGAAACACACCGGUCGCACACGCUGACCCAACAGAACGCGACCAUGCAUGAGUGCCUCCCGCUCCUCGCUGGCGACUCAGACACUCUCGAGCUCAACCGCCAUGGCGUACCCAGGCUUCGACGUGAAGCUCACGUAAAGUAUCUCCACAAGCAGCUCGGGAAGCUGCCCGCCCCCUAUCUCAUCGCGGACGCGAGUCGGCCAUGGUUCCUCUUCUGGUCCCUCAACGGCUUGGCUCUGCUCGGCGAGGACGUUUCCAUGUACAGGCAGAAGCUCAUCGAUACGGCGAGGGCCAUGCAGAACCCGAAUGGUGGCUUCGGUGGCGGCCACGGGCAAAUGUCCCACCUCGCCACCAGCUUUGCGCUGAUCCUCUCGAUCGCCAUCGUCGGCGGCGAGGAGCUCUACGAAGUCAUCGACAGGAAAGCCAUGUGGAAGUGGUUGUGUUCCCUCAAACAGCCCGACGGCGGCGUGCAGAUGGCGUAUGGCGGUGAAGUCGACGUGAGGGGUGCCUAUUGCACCACCGUCAUCGCUGGCCUCCUGAACAUGCCCCUCGAACUGUCGCCCGACUCCCCGGCCUACACCCCCGACGGCAAGACCACCCUCUUCACCCGGCCUAGCCGAACUUUCGUCCGAAGAUGUACCUCGACGUGCACGACUCAUCUCCUGGCUCUCCUCGCGCAGUACGCCCCCGAGGGCGGCUUCAGUGGCCGGACGAACAAGCUCGUCGAUGGUUGCUACAGCCACUGGGUCGGCGGCUGCUGGCCCCUCGUCGAUGCCGCACUGAACGGCGCCAGCGAGCUUGACGAAAAUGUCUGUGACGAUGAGGGUGAACUGCCAGCUAACAGCCAGCGUCCUGGUGAUCCGCACGAAGAAGAAUGGUUCAGCAGAGAAGGGCUCAUCCGGUAUAUCCUCUGCUGCGCCCAGGAUCAGUCGAAGCGUGGAGGGUUGCGCGACAAACCCAGCAGACCUUCUGACGCGUACCACUCUUGUUACGUCCUCAGCGGCCUGACAUCGGCCCAGCACGAUUGGGACAUGACAUACGUCGGCGAAGACGACACCAUCCUGGCGGAACCCAGGUGGAGGGUUAGGCCCCGCACGGGUGCCGAUCAGGUGUUCGACGAGGAGGACCGCGUCGCCACGAUCCACCCCGCGUACACGAUUCCCGAGCAGAAGGCGUAUGCCAUGAAGGCCUACUUUGCGGCCAAGACAGGGUUCUAG